GCUAACCUCCAAUUCUUUUUCGGCCAAAACUAUUCUCUCUCUGCAGGUCUCACUCUACUCCCUCUCUGGAGAGAGAAAAAGAAGGAAAAUAGGCAAAAUCACAAUGCCGGCUCCAAUACCUUUCACGAGCGCAUCGGCCAUGAUCCGCCGCCGCCUCCUUCAAUCCACCCGCACGCGCGGAGGUGCAUCCUCCGGGCCUAGCCGCUGGACAAGCCCGGGCCAUGAGGAAACUCCCAAGGGCCUUCUCUUCAACCGCACCCCUCCUCCCCCCGGUCAAUCCCGCAAGUGGGAGGAUUGGGAGCUUCCUUGCUACGUCACCAGCUUCCUCACCAUCGUCAUCCUCGGCGUCGGGCUCAACGCCAAGCCCGACCUCACCAUCGAGACCUGGGCCCACGAGAAGGCCCUCGAGCGCCUCAAGAUGGAGAACAGCCUCGCCGCCUCAACCGGAGCAACAACAACCACUACCGACAACAAUAACAACAACGGCGAUAACGGCGAUAACGUUGAAGAUGUGCCCCACUCUGAGUCUUGAUCCAAUUACUGUCGAUUCGGAUCGGACUUUGGUUUGUUCAUUUUCUUUUUUCCUUUCUUUCAUGUUAGGGUUUAUAAAUGGGAUGGGUGCAUUGUAAUAAUUGGUAUAAAAUAACUGUGAGGGGAACAUGAACUCCUGCUUUUUGAACUCUAGCUUUGCGGUUACUACUGCAUUUGAGGUAGUUUUAAUUCACUGUUUUUUAGCUUGUUAAAGGUGAGAUUGUUGACUCGCUUUUGUUGCUAUAUUUCUAUGAAUGUGGAUAAAGACAUUCCUGAAUCUA
This is a messenger RNA of Arachis ipaensis, 812 nucleotides long. RefSeq lists its product as uncharacterized. The record is from RefSeq and is a predicted model, not a curated record. NCBI's taxonomy places the organism in Eukaryota, Viridiplantae, Streptophyta, Magnoliopsida, Fabales, Fabaceae.